This is a messenger RNA of Dreissena polymorpha, 2482 nucleotides long. RefSeq lists its product as uncharacterized. Gene Ontology annotation, molecular function: ubiquitin protein ligase activity; zinc ion binding. Lineage: Eukaryota; Metazoa; Mollusca; Bivalvia; Myida; Dreissenidae. The transcript has 4 exons. The record is from RefSeq and is a predicted model, not a curated record. Bases 611 to 1924 code for a protein of 437 amino acids. Gene Ontology annotation, biological process: protein polyubiquitination; proteasome-mediated ubiquitin-dependent protein catabolic process.
UUUACACUGAGUUGUUGGCUUAAACACGCAACAUAGUUUAACGAUUUAUCUAUUCUGAAAGGUUAAGUUAAGAAUAUGGGUUAAUGUUCUAAUUUAAAACUGUACGUGUAAUAAUAAAUACUCAUUAUUUUAAUAUGGAUGAGAUCAUGAUGACAGUGGAAGCAUAGCAUUUCAUAAAGAAGGACAGCUCACAAUAUCUAUUGUAAAAAAGCUCAUAAUAUCUAUUGUAAAAUGGCAGCAGCUUUGGUGAGAGACUAUGAUUGUGGAGGUUGCGAAAGUAGACAAAUUUAUAUAAGUGCAGAUUAUUUUUGUUCAACGUGUACAAAGUUUUUCUGCCGAACAUGCAUUGAUCCUCAUGAUAAAAUAUAUUCAAACCAUUCUAAGUAUGGAAGGAGAGAAACAAAUAGAUGGCCUCUUACAAAGACAAUGGAGGAUUUGCUAAUGAACUGUGCUGUCCAUAAAGAGAAGAAACUGAAAAUGUUUUGUCAGGACCACAGUCAGCUGUGUUGCACUGAUUGUGUUUUACUGAAUCACAGUUAAACAUUUCAUAAGUUAAAAGGACACUUCUGGUCAUUUUGAUUCUUGUUGCUAUUUCAGACAGUGCACAAAUAUGACUCUAAUUUCUGAGGCAGUCAAAACCCAGUCAUUUGAUAUGCAACAGCUAUCAAACAAUCUUCAAACUAUUGUUAAAGAAUUAAAAGAGUUUAAAAGUAAACAAAAGGCCAGCCUUCAGUCCAUUGAGAAAUCAUGUAAUGAAAAACUGCAAGAAAUCAAUGACCUUCGAAAGAAAUUAAAUGCUGCUUUGGAUGCACUAGAAAAAACAACAUUGAAAGAAUUGGAUAAAAUUAAGACCACAAUGCUAACUUCUAAAAACAACGAUCUUGACAACUGCAGAAGAAUGAAGGAUGACUUACACACACUAGGCGAAGCUGUAAAUUGCCUUUGUGAUAAGAGUGAGAAAGAAAUGGAGUUCAUAGCCAGCAAAAUAUGUCUGGAGAAGAUACAAGAGUCAGAGUCAUAUCUGAAGGAAAACACUGUAAAGGUUCAGAGUUCAAUUGUUUUUCAAGCAAACACUGACAUUGAGCAGUACCUGUCUAAAUGGUCUUGUCUAGGGAGGAUUGUAGACAUUAUGCAGUCUUUCACUGUACAGAGAAAAUCAGAGUAUACUGUGAGAAUACAAAGUGACUUUUAUCAGGAUUUCCAAAUCAUUGGAAUUUGCAGCCUUCCAAGUGGCCAGGUCAUUGUUGCAGAUUUCAGAAAUAAAAAAGUGAAACUGUUAGACCAGCAUUACAAUAUGAUACGUCACUGUGAUGUGUCUGGUAAUCCACAGGACAUUUGCCAAAUCACGUCCAGUGAGGUGGCUGUGACUUUCAAUAAAAAUGUGCAGUUUAUCUCUGUCAGCAAUGGGCAGCUGGUGAAUGGGAGGAAGUUUUCAGUACAGCAUUAUGUCAAAGGUAUUGCCCAUCUUAAGGGAGAGUUGUAUAUCACCUCUGGCACUGCCCUGUAUCACUACACUCUCACUGGAUCAUUUGUGAAAAAGCUGUAUGAGGAUGCAGGAGACUCCGUUAGAGUGUUUAAAUGUUCAGUGAGUCCUGCUGGGGACCGUAUCUAUGUCACAAACCAUCGGCAGCACAAGCUCCUCACUCUAGCUACAGAUGGGACUCUGAUAUCCACCUUCACGGACCCUGAACUACAAAAUCCACUAGGUUUACAAGUCACACCUGCAGGACAAGUGCUUGUCUGCGGAUACAGUUCCCAUACUGUCAUACAGGUUGAUGGUGAGGGGAAAAAAAAACUGGCAACUCUGGCUUCACGGAAAGAUGGACUCAGCCAACCAGCAUCUGUCUGCUACAACACCAACACUAACCAGAUCAUAGUGGGACUAACUAAUAACAGUAAAAUCAUUGUUAUGGACUUGGAAUAGCCAUUCCUGAAUAAAAAAAAAUGGAUGCCAAGAUGUUUCUACAUGUAUUUUCAUUUUUUUUCUUUUUAUAGCUUUUUAUGUUAUCAAGUUUUUUAUCUAGGACAGGAAAAGCAUUUUGAGUUAAUAACAAGUAAUUAAACUUUAUUUUGAAAAUGCAUGGUUUCAAUGUCUUAAUAUUACAUUAUUUGAAACAAGUAUGUAUUACAACUAUAUAUCAUGUUUAUGUUGAUUAGUUCUUUCGUCUGGCGUCAUGUCAUGUUUUAAUGCAUAUUUUAUGUUAAGUUAUUUGCAUAUUUUAUGUUAAGUUAUAAUGAAUAUGUUUUGAAAUUGAUUUAUCUAUACAUUCUGAUGUUUUUCAUGAUUAUUAGCAAUUAUUGAGGGAUAAAUAUGGUGAUGUCAUUUAUGCUUUUUUAACUAAAGGUAUUUGGUAUGUGUGCCAUUUUUGUAUGUUUGCUUUUGAUGGCCUAUCUGUUCUUAUAAUACACAACUCAUGAUUUUGAAAAAUGUUACAAUAACUUCAAAGCAUUUCUUCAUCAAAUAAACAACUUUUAUCCUACA